AUGGACGAUGAGCCGAUCGCUGCGGAAGGCGUUGGGGCGAUGCCGGGGGCGAUUUCUGAAGCAUUUGCCGCGAAGCCAGAAGAAGUGGUUAUGGAGGUGCUUCUCGUUGGAAUGGGUGUUAAUCAAGCGCGCCCGAUGCUUCUACUGCUAAUUGAUGAUAUGGUUUCAACAUAUGAAAUGUUCGCGUAUGAUAAUGCGGUCCAGAGCCAUCUUGCAAUACGGUCUGUUUCCAUUCACGUUUCGACAAAGCUUCUACUUUUUGCAGCGAAUGUUGACAUGCUGGGUAGUCCUCUUUGUUUGUUUUCUUUCGAAAAAGUAGAUUAG
This is a messenger RNA of Gongylonema pulchrum, 324 nucleotides long. Lineage: Eukaryota; Metazoa; Nematoda; Chromadorea; Rhabditida; Gongylonematidae. The record is from the annotation of a GenBank genome assembly.